AUGCCACCCAAGAAAGUGAUUCGAGAUUCCUCGUCGGAAAGUGAAGAUGAUCAAGUUGCCCCAUCUGAUCAAUUAGACAAAAGAACUGAUAAAAAGAAGAUUACAAUAAGAACCAGGAAGAGAAGAGUUCUAAGCGAUGCUGAAUCAAACUCUGAAAGUGAUGAAGAUAGCCAAGAAGCCAAGUCAAUCUUGUCAGACCAGUCCAGUUCGGAACACGAAUCAGGUGAUGAAUUUGAUGAGGACAAUGAGGAGGAUCCAGAAUUGAGAUUCAAAAAGAUUGAGAGAAGCGUAUUGGAAAAGGCUUGCAUUAAUAAGGAGACCGCUCCCAACCAACUUGUUGUUCAUACUAUCGAGCUGCAAAAUUUCAAGUCAUACCGUGAUGUAUGCACAGUUGGACCUUUUUCGUCAGAUUUGAAUUGUAUUAUUGGUUCUAACGGCUCUGGAAAAUCAAACAUUAUUGAUGCCAUUUGUUUUGUGUUUGGGUUUGACUCUAAGGAUUUGAGAGCAAAGAAUCUAGCUCAGCUCGUCAAUAACCAUGUUCCCAAUUCGACAAACGACACUUACGUUAAAAUUUCCUUUCAUCUUAUUAAUAGGGAAAGAAAUGAAAAGCUUGAUUGGUUUGAGGUCGAACGGAGAAUCAAACCAGGAGAUCAUGGUGCUAGCCACUACUUCAUAACAGAUGGUACUGGAGCAAGAAAGGCAUCCAAGAAAGAUGUUAAAUUGUUAUUGACAAAACAUGGAGUUGAUUUCGACUAUCCUGACAGAUUUAUCGUUUUACAACACAACACAAUCAAAUUAGUCAAGCAAAACCCUAAUGAAAUGAUGAGUUACUUGGAACACUUGUUUGGUACCGACCAAUUAAAGGAUCAAGUGAAACAAAUCGAUAUUGAGAUAACUGAAAACUCAAAACAGUUGGAAACUAUUGACAAUGAGAGGCAAUCCAUUCUCAAAGAUCUGGAAAUCAUCAAGCCAAAAGUACAACAAUAUGAACAAUACAUUUCUCUCAAAGAAAACGUUGACAAACUAAGCUCAGAACUCGAGACAGCGAAAUGGAGAUGUAAUAAUUCCAAGCUAGAGUCUUCCAGGUUAUCUUUAGAAAGUGCUGAAAAGGAAUUAUCAAAGUUGCAAUCUGAUUUGCACAAUACUGAAAUUGAGAAAAAUAAGUUAGCAAAAAAACGUGACUCUUUAACAAAAGAAUUCGAGACAACAGAAGAAAAUUUGAAAGAGUUGAAAAAUGUGAUCAAAUUCAACCAAAAAACCCUUGCAAAAAAGAAAGCAGCCCAUGCAACAAUAUCUAGAAACGUACAUGACGUAUCCAAGAAUCUUAAAAAACUCUCUGACAAUAUAGACAAAGCUAGAGACGAAGAAGAAAAGAUCGCUCAACAAAUACAGACAAUCGAACGGUCGAUAACAUCCGAUCAGCGCCAACAAGAGAUAGUAGAGAGCGAAAGGAAAGCACUUACUGAAGUAAUACUUCGGGACACUAAAAUGCAAGAAUACAAGAAUACUUAUGAACAAGUAGAACAGAUAAAGGGAGCCCAAGAUUAUCAAAAUCUUCUGUUGAAAGAGCAAAAGUUGUCUUUAGUAAUGAAGGAAAUAGAGUCAACUAAACACAGAGUAGAUACGACUAAAUGUGAAACAGAGAUUCUUGCAGGAGAAAUCUUGUCGAUGGAAAGCCAGGAGUUACAACUGAAGAGCGAUAUAGAAAAUAACCAAAGAACAUUGGAGAAACUAAUGAACAGACACAGGGAAUUGCAAAUUCUCAAGGACCAAUUAUGCCAGCAACAAAUGAUUAGUGAAAUGUCUUUGAAACAUAUCAAUGAACACAAUGAACGUUAUCGUUUUGUGAGAAGUAUUCAAGAAAUGAAACAACAGUCAACUAGUGGUAUUUUUGGCAUAUUAAGUGAUCUGUACGAGCUCAAGGACGAAAAAUAUUCUGACGCCGUUAACUCUGCUCUGUAUCCUUUAUUGAAAAAUACGGUUAUUGUAAAAUCGAGGGAUACAGCACUGAAUAUUGUGAACACUUUUAGCAAGAAGAAGAUUGGUAUUGUUGCUUGUGAAAUUUUAGAUGAGCUGCCACCAAUCAAUUCAAAAUCAGAGAGAAACAUGGAGGGACCUGACCUUAUUCCCAUGAUGGAUGUUAUUGUCUGCGAUUCAGCCUUAAAGCCAUUGCUAUUUAAGCACACAGGUAACUGGUAUAUUACUUCGACCAUCUCCUCAGCAAAGAAAUAUUCUCACAGUGGCUGUAAAAAGAAUAUUGUGACUUUAAACGGUGAGAUUUUUAAAAGUUUUGGAGAAAUCUCUACCUGUGCUGUCAGCAAGUCUGCUCUAUCAUCGAAUGAAAUGUUCAUACGGAGCAGAAGCUGCUCAAAAUUAUGGGGACACACCAAAGAUGCUUCUCAAACAGAACAUGCAUUAAAAGAAAUACAAAAUAGAAUCACUGAAAAUGCCAAGGAGAUUGAAAAAAACAGGAUAUGUCUUGAGGACGAAGAGAUUGUGUUACGCACCAACAACACAAAGUUACAACAAGUGACAGAAAAAAAGGAACAAUUGAAAAAGGACAUGGAUACCGCUCUCAAACAAAUUUCUAACUACAACCUGGAAUUAUCUUCUCAGUAUGAAAUUAUGUCUAAUUUCAAGUUACAUGCACAUGAAGAACAAUUGCUUGAUUCUUAUAGACAGAGUAUCAGAACUCUAGAACUUGUUCUAGAGAAAGAUCAAACGAAUUCCGUUCUUCAGCAUAUAUCUAAAUUAAGAGAGUUUGAUGCGUUGAAAACCAACUUGGAAUACAAUAUUCGUUCCAAUUCGGAAAAGCUUAAAAAGCUCAAGAAGAAGCAAAUUGGCUUUCCUCAACAUUUUACCUCUCUUUGCAAACAAAAAGAGUUAAUGGAAAGCGAGUUGUCUUCAUUGAAUGAAUCAUUGACAAGUUCUGAAGAUUUCAAGAUUGAGGAACAGAGAAUUACCAAGUUAGAAAAGCAGCAAGCAGCUACACAAGAAGAAUUGCGUUUAAUUAAGGCAAAAAUUGUCGAAGCUUCUUCACAACAAGACGAGUUACUGUCAAAUAUUGAAUCCAUGCAAACAGCCAUCAAGAAGAAGGAGAAGUUUAUCUCUGAAAUGAAUGAAACAAUCAAGUCCUUACAGAGUCUUGUGCAAAAGAAACCCAUUGGACUAAAGAAAACAAAUGAUGAUGUUGAUAUAGAUCAUGAGGAGAAGAACAUUAAGAAGCUUGAAGCACAACUCAAGUUCAAAUUGGAAGAAUUAUCAAAAAUUACCAAAGAUCUUGAUAUGGACUGCAUUCAAAAGCAGAAAAAACUGAAGAAGAACAUGAAAGAUCAAACAAAACGCUAUAAUCGAACAAUGAAAGGGAUAGAACGAGCUUCCACUUUGAAGACAAAGCUUUUACAUCUUAGAUUUGAGGUUUUUCACAAAGUAUGCAAUCGUAUCAACAACACUCUAUCUCAAAUUUACAAAGACAUGGGAAUCAACAAUAAUUGUUACAUUUCAUAUUGUGAAAACAAAACCACAGCAUUCGAAAAAGGUGUGACCAUAUAUUGCAAACCCAAUGGAAGUGAAUGGAUUCCGUUUUCGAAACUCUCUGGUGGACAAAUGAAUUUGUGUUGUGCAAUUCUUUCUCUAAGCAUGAUGAAGUCCUUUCCAACUCCUAUUUGUUUCUUUGAUGAAAUGGAUGCAUCACUGGAUUCAAUUAAUGUCGAAAUGCUCUCCAAAAUUAUUUUGGAAUAUUCAAAGAAUACUCAAUUUAUUUGCAUCUCGUUCAAGUUUUACGAAAAAGCACAUCAUAUUAUUGGAGUUUACCACCACGCCCAAACAUCUUGUGCUGUUCCAUUGGUUAUAGAAGAUAAAUAA
Molecule: messenger RNA, 3864 nt
Organism: Naegleria fowleri
Lineage: Eukaryota; Heterolobosea; Eutetramitea; Acrasida; Naegleriidae
Exons: 3
Coding region: 1-3864 (1287 amino acids)
Biological process (GO): chromosome organization
Cellular component (GO): chromosome
Molecular function (GO): ATP binding; protein binding; ATP hydrolysis activity
Source: RefSeq, a predicted model, not a curated record